This is a messenger RNA of Microsporum canis CBS 113480, 3342 nucleotides long. RefSeq names its product DNA polymerase delta catalytic subunit. Gene Ontology annotation, cellular component: delta DNA polymerase complex. The coding region runs from base 1 to 3342 and encodes 1113 amino acids. The record is from RefSeq and is a predicted model, not a curated record. NCBI's taxonomy places the organism in Eukaryota, Fungi, Ascomycota, Eurotiomycetes, Onygenales, Arthrodermataceae. Gene Ontology annotation, biological process: base-excision repair, gap-filling; DNA replication proofreading; DNA-templated DNA replication. The transcript is spliced from 4 exons. Gene Ontology annotation, molecular function: 3'-5'-DNA exonuclease activity; DNA binding; nucleotide binding.
AUGCCUGAGUAUCUCAAACCUCAGAAGAGGAUAUUGGGCGAUGCAAGCGUCAGCCGCAGAAACGUCCAGGUUCAAUCAACCUCUCCUACCUCUGCCAAAAAGCGAAAGCUCGAAACCAGUCUACCACAAGCUAAUAUUCAGGCACCGCAUUUAUUGUCUUCGCAAAAUGGACUCAAAAACUCAUUCGGGUCGGCUUCGCGGUCUCAACCCAAAAGCCAAUUCGUCGAGGAUGUGCUUGAGAAAUUAACUCAGGAUAUCGGCGACCUCAAGGAGAACAAUGCAGAGAAAGAUCAGGAAUGGGAACGUCCACCUCUGGGUGACUUUGACCCCUCUAGGGACAACCUAUGCUUUCAGCAGAUUGAUGUUCAGGAAGGUUAUUUAGGUGGGGGAACCGCCGUUAAAUUAUUUGGUGUCACAGAGAGCGGACACUCGGUACUUCUUCAUGUAACCGGUUUCAUGCACUAUCUCUACGUGGCCGCACCCGUGGCUUUCACCCAAGCUGAUUGUGCACCUUUCAGAGCCUAUCUCGAAGAUCAGCUGGCCAUCACAGAGCCAGUGAUCCAUUCUGUCCAGAUGACUAUGAGAGAAAACCUGUACGAGUUUCAAGGCAAUCAGCAGAGCCCCUACCUUAAAAUAACCGUGACAAAUCCAAAAUCCAUCGUCACCGUUCGGUCUACAAUUAUGAGUGGGUCGGCCAAUUAUAAAGGCAUGUGGAAAGGAAUUGAGGGUGAAAUUCUAACAUUCGACAACAUUCAAUACCUUUUGCGAUUUAUGAUUGAUACAGGGAUCUCGGGCAUGUCAUGGGUUGAGGUACCUGCAUCAAAAUACGAAAUUUUACCGCCGCACCAACGUCACUCAAACUGCCAAAUCGAAGCGUCAGUACAUUACCGUGACAUGAUCGCCCACCCUAACGAUGGCGAGUGGGCAAAAAUGGCACCUCUUCGCAUCCUAUCCUUUGAUAUUGAAUGCGCUGGUAGAAAAGGCAUUUUCCCUGAACCAAAUAUCGACCCAGUUAUCCAGAUUGCCAAUAUAGUCACUCGAUACGGCGAGUCGAAGCCUUUUGUCCGUAAUGUAUUUGUUAUGGAUACUUGCAGCUCAAUUGUCAACACACAGGUAUUGGAGUUCGACAAGGAAGAGAAAAUGCUGAUAGCAUGGAGGGAUUUCGUGGAAAAAGUUGACCCUGACGUUAUCAUUGGAUAUAACAUCGCCAAUUUCGACUUUCCAUACUUGCUGGAUCGAGCAGAACAUUUGGGCUGCACAAAGUUUCCUUAUUGGUCACGAUUAAAGGGCGUUCAGUCUCACGCGAUAAAGGCGUCCUUUUCUAGUAAACAAAUGGGCAAGCGGGACUCUAAAGCCACUAAUACCAACGGAAGAAUUCAGCUAGACUUGCUACAGCUGGUUCAACGGGACCAUCACUUGCGAAGCUACACAUUAAACUCUGUGUGUGCUGAAUUUCUGGGAGAGCAAAAGGAAGACGUUCAUCAUACUAUGAUAACUGAGCUCUACAAUGGGACACCGGACUCAAGAAGACGUCUCGCUGUCUACUGCUUAAAAGAUGCCUAUUUACCUCAAAGACUCAUGGACAAGCUAAUGUGUUUGGUGAAUUACACUGAAAUGGCAAGGGUGACGGGAGUACCGUUUAACUUUCUUCUUGCAAGGGGUCAGCAGAUCAAGUUCAUCUCUCAGCUUUUCCGAAAGGCGCUUGAACAAAAACUUGUCAUUCCUGAUCUGAAGAAUGAUGAGAAUAGUAACCAGCAGUACGAGGGGGCAACGGUUAUUGAACCUGUGCGAGAUUAUUAUCCUGUCCCCAUUGCCACCCUUGAUUUCGCGUCUCUAUACCCUAGUAUUAUCCAAGCGCACAACCUAUGUUACACGACUCUUUUAAAUAAACGCACUGUUGAAAAGCUGGGGUUGAAAAAGGGUGAAGAUUAUAUCGUCACGCCCAAUGAUGAUAUGUUUUGCACGGCCAAGGUUCGCAAAGGCCUUCUUUCCCAGAUUUUAGAGGAACUUCUUUCAGCAAGAAAACGGGCAAAACGGGAGUUGGCUGUUGAAAAGGACCCAUUCAAAAAAGCGGUGCUGAACGGACGACAGCUGGCGUUGAAAAUUAGUGCUAACAGUGUUUAUGGCAUCACUGGUGCCACGAAUGGCAAAUUACCAUGUCUCCCUAUUGCCAGUAGUACUACUAGUUAUGGGCGCCAAAUGAUUGAGAAAACCAAGGAUGAAGUCGAGGCCAGAUACACUAUAUCUAAUGGUUAUACGCAUGAUGCCAAAGUUAUAUACGGAGAUACUGACUCUGUCAUGGUCAAGUUUGGAACUAAAGAUCUUGCGGAAGCUAUGAAACUUGGUGAAGAAGCUGCAGGAUACGUGUCCUCCAAAUUCAUGAAACCGAUUAAACUUGAGUUCGAAAAGGUCUAUUAUCCGUAUCUUCUUAUUAAUAAGAAACGUUAUGCUGGGCUUUAUUGGACCAACCCGGAUAAAUAUGAUAAAAUGGAUACCAAGGGUAUAGAAACCGUCCGAAGGGAUAAUUGUCUUUUGGUACAAACUGUGAUUGAAACAGUUUUGAACAAAAUUCUCAUUGACCGGAAUGUUAGUGGAGCAGAAACUUACGUCAAAAACACAAUCUCAGACCUGCUUCAGAACAAGGUUGACAUGUCAAAACUGGUGAUUACUAAAGCCUUAACCAAGGAUAAAUAUUCGGGGAAACAAGCUCACGUAGAGUUGGUUGAACGUAUGAGAAAACGUGACGCUGGGUCUGCGCCCACUCUAGGCGACCGUGUUGCAUACGUUAUCGUUGGCGGCGCCGCAGGAGAUAAAAACUACGAAAAAUCUGAGGACCCAAUUUAUGUUCUCGAGAACAACAUUCCCAUUGAUACCAGGUAUUAUCUCGAAAACCAGCUUGCAAAGCCCUUGACUCGUAUCUUCGAACCUAUACUUGGCGAAAAGAAAGCUGCUCAACUGCUGAGAGGUGAUCAUACCCGUUCUAUUACCGUCGCGGCGCCAACUUUAGGAGGGCUAAUGAAGUUUGCCAAGAAGACACAAACUUGCAUGGGCUGCAAGAAACCACUGGUUGGUAAGGAAGAGAUGUUGGGUGCUGUGUGCGCCAACUGUCGGCCCAGACUUAGGGAACUAUACACACGAACUUUGAAUAAGGUAUCAGAACUGGAAGUCAGAUUUGGUCGUCUCUGGACGCAGUGUCAACGUUGUCAAGGCAGUUUGCAUGGCGAAGUCAUUUGUUCAAGUCGAGAUUGCCCCAUUUUCUACAUGAGGAUGAAGGCUAAAAAAGACGUCGAAGACUCAGAGAAAGAGCUCGCAAGGUUUGAUCACGACCCCGGUGCAUGGUAG